CAGAGAUCCAAUUUCAACACGGCAGCAUUCCCAAAAAAUUUCAAGACAGACAACGUGAGGCAGCGCGGGACAGGACAAGAUCCUGGAUGUUCCUUGAAGAAACAACUGGAGGCAGAGUUUGUAUCCAACUUGAACGCGGUAGACCUCUGUGCCGACUGAAACCACACAGCCGAGCUGGGACUUUGGUUAUGUGACAGACAGACAUGAUGACAGAGAAAAAGACAGACAACCCGAUGAGCCACAGGACUAGAGCAAUGUGAUUUCUCAUCGAGCCAUUAGUGUCUAUCAGCAGCUGUUUUAUAUUUAUCCAGGUGUUCUACAAAUACUAAGGAAAAGGGUUUGCAACGCUCUCUGACUUUGGAUACAGACAGGGAUGGAAGGUGGGGACCCACAGUCCAACGAAGAAGGAGGCAGAGGGAAAGAGGGUGAUGCAGAGAAAGAAAAACACCUGAAGAACCAACUCAAUAGUGAGGAAAAAGGAGAGAAAGAGAACAAUGGGAAUGAGAAAGAAAAGAAGAAAGAUAAACGCCGUUCAGGGUCUCUUUGGAGGAGUGGAUGGGCCCUGAGUGAAAGACUGGCAAUCAAUGUCUCCGGAAUGCGAUACGAAACUCAGCUUCGUACCUUAGCUCAAUUCCCUGAAUCCAUGCUUGGUGAUCCAAGACGGAGGUCACGAUACUUUGACCCACUGCGAAAUGAGCUCUUCCUGGACCGUAAUCGAGCCUGCUUUGAUGCAAUUCUGUAUUUUUAUCAGUCAGGCGGGAGGCUUCGUAGGCCUGCUAACAUACCCCUGGACAUCUUUAUGGAUGAGCUGAGGUUCUACGAGCUUGGAGAGGACGUCAUGAACCGUUUCAAGGAGGAUGAAGGCUUUCCAAAAGAGGAGGAGAGGCCACUGCCAUCCAAUGAAAUUCAGAAAAAACUGUGGAUGUUGUUUGAGCACCCUGAGUCCUCAUCAGGAGCACGUAUCAUCGCCAUCAUCAGUGUGAUGGUGAUCGUGGUGUCCAUUCUAAUCUUCUGCCUGGAGACACUGCCUGACCUCAGGAGUGACAAAGAGUACAACGCCCAGGCAAAGAAUGGCUCAGAGAACAUGCCUCCUCCACCGAGCGUCUUCAAUGACCCCUUCUUCAUUGUGGAAACCAUUUGUAUAUGUUGGUUCUCCUUUGAGCUCGUCAUGCGCUUUGCUUGCUCACCGAGCAAGACACACUUCUUCAAGGAUGUCAUGAACAUCAUUGACUUUAGUGCCAUCUUACCUUAUUUUGUCACCUUGGGAACGGAGCUGGCAAAAGACGACGACGCCUCUCCAGCUACCUCACUGGCUAUCAUCAGAGUUAUCAGGCUGGUGAGGGUCUUCAGGAUCUUCAAGCUAUCUCGACAUUCGAAGGGUCUCCAAAUUCUUGGUCAGACACUGAGGGCCAGUAUGCGGGAGCUUGGUCUCCUUAUUUUCUUCCUGUUUAUCGGUGUCAUUCUGUUUUCCAGUGCCGUCUACUUUGCAGAAGCGGACCACAAUAAAACUGAUUUUGUCAGUAUUCCACAUGGCUUCUGGUGGGCAGUUGUCACCAUGACCACAGUGGGAUAUGGUGAUAUGUACCCAGCUACAGUGUGGGGCAAAAUGGUGGGCUCUAUGUGUGCCAUCGCCGGUGUUCUCACAAUCUCACUGCCUGUGCCCGUCAUUGUGUCCAACUUCAGCUACUUCUACCAUCGUGAGAACGAAUGUGAGGAUCGAACUGAAUACACUCACGUCCAGACAUCUCUGUGGGACGAUGAGGAGCCUGAAGAUGAUGAAAUAGAGGAAGGGGACAGGGAUUUAGAGGUGGAUUAUUAUGCUAUUGAAGGCAUCUGCAAUCCGCUUAACGGGACCUUGCUUGGAGGACUAUGUACAGGCCAGAGCACAGAGCAAAGUGGAGGAAAUAUGUAUCUCAGAGAACCAUUGGUCACUCAAGUUUAGAGAGGGUGAGUGUGUUUGGUAGCCUUAAGCAUACACACUAUUAAAUAAGGAAAAGAAAAAAAACACUGAUAGAUAUGGAAUAACAUUAAACAUUAUAAAGGCCCGAGGUCCUGGAAAUAAAAAUUUGUUAACUUGACAUUUGCGAAUGGUGUAGAGUCCAAUAUACCUCCUAAUGACUUUAUUUUGCUUGUCUUGGUCAUUCGUAGUAAUUUAUUGAUGCACUAGCUAAUCACUUGUCUCUGUAAGGCAACUUUCCUGUUGUAAAGUUUAAUAACACAAUGGUUUUUCAUUCUCAGGGCCACGGCAUAUAUGAAAUAUAAAUGAUUCAUUAUAAUUGCUACCAUCUUGAUACUAAACAGAUUUGGUGAAAGUCUGUGCCUUGAAACUAUAAUGUCUUAGAGUUGGAUGUGGAUAGAAGAUUAUUGGUAGUAAAUAUUUGACAUCUUAACAGAACUCAACCAAACACCAGCAACACUGCGCUUUUAGAAAGAUAGAGCUUGAAACUACUCCACCUUCUCAACAUUCUUCUGCAAAGAAUGCAUUGAAUUAUUUUAUUAUUUGUUUGGUUUAUCUUUUAUCAAUGAGGUUGAAGUAUUACUGAAUGAUACAUACUAUUGUAUUGUAUUUGUGGUUUUACUGUGCAGUGGCAAAAACAAUGUGUUAAUCUGCUUAAUUAUGCACUCAG
This is a messenger RNA of Menidia menidia (Atlantic silverside), 2627 nucleotides long. NCBI's taxonomy places the organism in Eukaryota, Metazoa, Chordata, Actinopteri, Atheriniformes, Atherinopsidae. The record is from the annotation of a GenBank genome assembly.